Molecule: messenger RNA, 645 nt
Organism: Lycium ferocissimum
Lineage: Eukaryota; Viridiplantae; Streptophyta; Magnoliopsida; Solanales; Solanaceae
Product: chaperone protein dnaJ 11, chloroplastic-like
Exons: 1
Coding region: 41-508 (155 amino acids)
Source: RefSeq, a predicted model, not a curated record
UAAAAAAAAAAUUAAAAAACAAAAAAAAAAUCAUUCUCCAAUGGUGCAAAUGCAAUCACUAACACUACCCACCAUAACCUCCUUCCCUUUAUCUUUACAAAACCCUUCCGGCAACCGCCACGUCACGUUUCUCCGACGGACUAACCGGAGAUCAUCUGUAAACGCCGCCGCCGUUGCUGCGGCUCCGCCGGCGUUGGAAAGAAGAACGCCGGCGGCGAGUCUGUACGAUGUGCUAAAGGUAAAAGUAAAUGCGUCAGCUAAGGAGAUUAAAGCAGCUUACCGGAAUUUGGCUAAGCUUUAUCAUCCUGAUGCUGCUUCUCUACCGGAGGAAUCUUCACGACCCGACCCGACCCGGAUUUUUAUUGAGAUACACGAUGCUUAUGCUACGCUAUCCGAUCCUGUUUCUAGGGAUCUAUAUGAUCUUAAGUUAAAUGUGAGCUCCCAUCUUCGUAUAAAUGGGUCAGAGUUUUACCCGACCCGAAAAUGGGAAACGGAUCAGUGCUGGUGAUGUUAGGGACCCACAUUUUGCCGCGUUAACACUGUAUAUUAAAUGGCAUUUUAGUUGGAGGUUUAGCUUAGUGUACAUAUUCUGCAUCUUCUUUAAUUUUUUGUUUCCAUUUCUGCUCCUUUAUGAAGAGCCAAUUG